AUGCCCCCAACAGGAAAUAUGGAUGUGAUCAGGGCUCUGUUUGUCCCUAAAUGGUCUUCAGAUGUGCGUCUCAAUGGAAAAACAGCCAUCGUGACUGGGGCCAACACAGGCAUUGGCAAAGAGACGGCCAAAGACCUCGCCAGCAGAGGAGCCAGGGUGAUUAUGGCGUGCAGAGACAUGGCCAAAGGAGAACAAGCCGCCCGCGACAUCCUGAGAGUUGUGAAAGGAGCCAAAGUAGUCGCCAGGCAACUAGAUCUGGGUGACACCAAAUCCAUUUGUCAGUUUGCCGAAAAUGUCUAUGACAAUGAGAAAACCCUUCACUAUCUGGUUAACAACGCAGGAGUAGCUAUUUGUCCUUUUGCGAAGACAGUGGAUGGAUAUGAGAUGCAGUUUGGAGUGAAUCAUCUUGGUCAUUUCUUUCUGACGUUUCUGUUGUUGGAUUUGCUGAAGCACUCGGCUCCAUCUCGAGUCAUUAAUGUCUCAUCAGCUGCUCACGCCAUGGGCAAGAUCCAGUUUGACGACCUGAGUGGAGAGAAGGACUACCACCCUGUCAGAGCCUAUGCACAAAGCAAACUGGCAAAUGUCCUGUUUACCCGUGAACUGGCCAAAAGGAUGGAGGCUUUUGGUGUGACUGCUUAUGCAGUGGACCCUGGGGCGGUCAACACUGAAAUCACCAGGCACAUACGGCGCCCUCUUGUGGACUUAUUCAAGACCUUUAGUUUUAUGAUCAAGACACCGGCAGAAGGCGCUCUCACAAUCAUUUACUGUGUCUGUAAUCCUGAGAGUCAGAUGGUCAACGGUGGAUAUUACAAGGACUGCGCUGGAGGCGAAAGCUGCAGAGCUGGUCAGGACGAUGCCACUGCUCUCAAACUGUGGGCUAUGAGCUGCCACCUGCUGGGCAUCCGCUGGAGAUAA
Molecule: messenger RNA, 915 nt
Organism: Knipowitschia caucasica
Lineage: Eukaryota; Metazoa; Chordata; Actinopteri; Gobiiformes; Gobiidae
Source: the annotation of a GenBank genome assembly